CUCUGUUUUCCCUUAGUCCUUCAGAUCAAACUACCAACUUCUUAUCAUGACUCAACAACCAAUCAGCCUCCCUGCCAAGCUCAUCAAUGGUGGAGUUGCUGGAUUAGUGGGUGUUACCUGUGUGUUCCCCAUAGAUCUAGCCAAAACAAGGCUACAGAACCAAAGAGGCACCCAACGAGUCUACAAAAAUAUGAUGGACUGUCUGAUAAAAACUGUUCGUUCUGAGGGCUACUUUGGGAUGUACAGAGGUGCAGCAGUCAACCUGACACUAGUGACCCCUGAGAAGGCCAUCAAACUGGCUGCCAACGACUUCUUCCGUCAGCGGCUCAGCAGAGGAGAACUCAAGCUGAGCAUGUUUCAGGAGAUGCUGGCUGGCUGUGGGGCAGGGAUGUGUCAGGUUAUUAUCACAACCCCUAUGGAAAUGCUCAAGAUCCAGCUUCAGGAUGCAGGUCGACUUGUGGCCCAGCAAAGGCAGCUAGCCAUGCUCCACACUGUUAAACUUGGAGGGGCCAGCCAAGUCCUGAACUGCUCGUACAGUGUAGGUCCUUUGUCUUCAAACAGGAAAGUGUCGGCCAUUCAGAUCACCCAGGAACUACUUCGCACAAAGGGCAUCCAAGGACUUUAUAAAGGACUAGGAGCAACUCUCAUGAGGGACAUCCCUUUCUCUGUGGUUUACUUUCCACUCUUUGCACACCUCAACCAACUGGGCAAGUUAUCUGAGGAUGAGAAUGCGCCAUUUUAUUGGACCUUUAUUUCAGGCUGUGUAGCUGGAUGUACAGCGGCUGUGGCAGUCAGCCCUUGUGACGUGGUGAAAACCAGGCUGCAGUUGCUCAAUAAAAGUGCAAACGAAGACACCUACAAUGGUGUGACAGACUGUAUCAGAAAGAUCAUGCGGAAAGAAGGGCCGACUGCUUUCCUGAAGGGUGCCAGCUGCAGGGCGCUGGUCAUUGCUCCACUCUUUGGAAUUGCUCAAGUGGUUUACUUUGUUGGCGUUGGAGAGUUCCUCUUGGGACAAACCCCAUUCAACCUUUACUCUGUCUAAUAACCUUCAUAGUAUGAAACCAUCUGAAUUAAACUUAAAAGACCAAGGCAGCCAUGAUGCGACUAAGUAUCUGAGAACAAGCGUGUUUUGGAAAAGACUGUGAAUAGCUUUGAGUUUAAGUGGGAAAACAUUACAAUAAGAGUGUAUUUGUUAACAGUAGUUCAUUAUAUUAGCUAACAAUGAACAAUAAUUUUCAUCACUUGGUAAAUGUUCAUUUCAACAUAUACUUAAAUUUGCAAAAACAAAAUUGAAUACCAUAUGUUAUCAGUAGUAAAUACAUGAUGAACUACAUGAAUUACAAUGAAACAGUUGUUUUCUUAUAAAUUAACAUUAAUCAAGAUUAAUAAAUGCUGUAAAAUAAUAUUGUUCAUUGUAAGUUCAUGAUACUAUUGCAUUUACUAAUGUUAACUAAUGGAACCUUAUUGUAAAGUGAUACUGUUUAAGUUUAAUGUAUUUACAUGCAAACUUUAGUAUGUUCUACUGGCUUAUUCAGGAAGCUAUAACAACAUUGCACAUGGUUACAUUUAUUUUUCUGUUGAAAAUGUAUGUCCAUAGAGGAUCAGGUUUACCCUCAGUGAGGGUUGAUUUGUAAACAUACAAUCAUGAUUCAUGUGCUAAGAGAUCCAGAAAAUCUUCUACAUUUUUGGACAUUUUCACACUCAUGUCCUUCAUUAACUGUUCUGUGCAAUCAUUCUUGAGACAUUUUGUAAAUCUAUUUUUUGAUGUUUGCCACAAGGACCAUUACAACCUAAAAUCAGUCUAUCAAUUUAAAGUCAAUUUGUGUUUUGUUCUUAUUAAAAGGUGAAGUAUGUCAUUUCUGCACAUAUUAGUGGCACCAAAUGGAAUUACAAAUAUAAAACAAUCUGUACCACUACCCCUUAGAUUCGUCACGUCCUUUUACACUCUC
Molecule: messenger RNA, 1949 nt
Organism: Xyrauchen texanus (razorback sucker)
Lineage: Eukaryota; Metazoa; Chordata; Actinopteri; Cypriniformes; Catostomidae
Product: mitochondrial glutamate carrier 1-like
Exons: 9
Coding region: 47-1042 (331 amino acids)
Biological process (GO): aspartate transmembrane transport; malate-aspartate shuttle; L-glutamate transmembrane transport
Molecular function (GO): L-aspartate transmembrane transporter activity; L-glutamate transmembrane transporter activity
Source: RefSeq, a predicted model, not a curated record